UACACAUACAAUAAUUCUUACAACAAUUUGUAUAAAUUGAUCUUUUUUGUGUGUGUAUAUCAUCGGAUUAUUUAUUACAUUUCAGGCAAAUUUUGUUAUACAGGUAAUUUGAAAAUAGCUGGAUACGAUGUCCUCCUCCUCCAUUAGCUAUGGAUGGAAAUAUGAUGUGUUCCUCAGCUUCAGAGGUUCUGAUACUCGCCAUGGUUUUACUGGUCAUCUCUACAAAGCUCUCUUAGACAGAGGAAUCUACACCUUUAUUGACAAUGAGGAGCUUCAAAGAGGAGAAGAGAUCACACCAUCACUUGUCAAGGCAAUUGAAGACUCUAGGAUUGGCAUCCUUGUUUUCUCUAAGAACUAUGCUUCUUCCACGUUUUGCUUAGAUGAACUUGUACACAUCCUUGCCUGUGUUAAAGAAAAGGGUACAAUGGUUUUACCGGUUUUUUAUGAGGUUGAUCCCUCUGAUGUACGACACCAAAGAGGUAGCUACGAAGAAGCACUGAAUAAACAUAAGGAGAAGUUCAAUGACGACAAAGAGAAAUUGCAGAAAUGGAGGAUUGCUCUGCGUCAAGCAGCUAACUUGUCUGGUUAUCAUUUCAAACAUGGGAACGAAAAUGAAUAUGAUUUUGUUGGCAAGAUUAUUAAAGAGGUCUCCCGAAGAAUUAGUCGUACUCAUUUGCAUGUUGCGAAUAACCUGGUUGGAUUGGAGUCUCGAGUGCUGCAUGUAACCUCCCUUUUAGAUGAUAAAUAUGAUGGAGUUCUCAUGGUAGGAAUCCAUGGAAUUGGCGGGGUAGGAAAAACAACGAUUGCUCGAGAAGUUUAUAAUUUGAUUGCUGAUCAAUUUGAAUGGUUGUGUUUUCUUGAUAAUGUGAGAGAAAAUUCAAUUAAACAUGGAUUGGUGCAUCUCCAAAAGACACUUCUUUCUAAAACAAUUGGAGAGAGUAGUAUUAAGUUAGGAAGUGUUCACGAAGGAAUUCCAAUAAUAAAGCAUAGGUUCCACCUAAAGAAGGUUCUUUUGGUUGUUGAUGAUGUUGACGAUCUAGAUCAGUUGCAGGCAAUUGUUGGAGGGACCGAUUGGUUUGGUUCUGGCAGCAGAGUCAUCAUUACCACUCGAGACAAACAUUUACUAACAUGCCAUGGGGUUACAAGCACAUAUGAGGUUGAUGGGUUAAAUAAGGAAGAGGCUCUUAAAUUGCUUAGUGGAACUGCUUUCAAAAUUGACAAAGUUGAUCCAUGUUAUAUGAGAAUUUUAAACCGUGUGGUAACUUAUGCUUCUGGCCUUCCACUGGCUUUGAUGGUAAUAGGUUCCAACUUGUUUGGAAAAAGCAUAGAAGAAUGGGAAUCUUCCAUAGAUCAGUAUGAGAGAAUUCCUAAUAAAAAGAUUCAAGACGUACUCAAAGUAAGUUUUGAUUCUUUAGAAGAAGAUGAGCAACAAAUUUUUCUUGAUAUUGCUUGUUGCUUCAAAGGAUAUGCUUUGACAUAUGUUAAAGAAAUACUUUCUACUCAUCACAAUUUCUGUCCGGAAUAUGCUAUUGGAGUGUUGAUUGACAAAUCUCUCAUAAAGGUCGAUGCAGAUCGUGUGAUAUUGCAUGACUUGAUAGAGGACAUGGGUAAAGAAAUUGUCCGACAGGAAUCACCAAGAGAGCCAGGAAAACGCAGUAGGUUAUGGUUUCCUGAUGAUAUAGUUGAAGUUUUGGAAGAAAAUAAGGGAACUAGCAGAAUUCAAAUGAUAACUCUGGAUUACCUCAAAUAUGAAGCAGCAGUAGAAUGGGAUGGAGUGGCAUUCAAGGAGAUGAAUAACCUCAAAACACUUAUUAUUAGAAGUGGUUGUCUUCAUGAAGGUCCCAUACAUCUUCCGAAUAGUUUAAGAGUAUUAGAAUGGAAGGUAUACCCUUCACCAUCUUUACCAAUUGAUUUCAAUCCCAAGAAACUUGUCAUACUGAAGUUUCCUUAUAGUUGCUUAAUGUCUCUUGAUGUGCUCAAGUCGAAGAAGAUUUUUUUGAAGAUGAGAGUUUUGAAUUUUAAUGAUUGUCAAUAUAUAAGAGAGAUACCUGACCUAUAUGGUGUCCCAAAUUUACAAGAAUUAUCAUUUUGCAAUUGUGAGAAUUUAAUUAAAAUUCAUGAAUCGGUUGGAUUUCUGGAUAAACUUAAAAUCUUGUAUGCUGAAGGCUGCAGCAAGCUUAUGAGUUUUCCGCCAAUCAAAUUGACCUCUCUUGAAAUACUCCAGCUUUCAUAUUGUCAUAGUCUUGAGAGUUUUCCAGAAGUAUUAGGGAAGAUGGAAAAUGUAACUUCUCUUGAUAUUUAUGGCACUGUUAUAAAAGAACUGCCAUUUUCAAUUCAGAAUCUCACACGGCUUCGAAGACUUGAACUGGUGAGAUGUGAGAAUCUUGAACAAAUUAGAGGGGUUCCACCUAAUUUAGAAACAUUCUCUGUAAAAGAUUGCUCAUCCUUGAAAGAUUUAGAUCUCACACUUCUUCCUUCAUGGACAAAGGAACGUCAUCUUUUAAAGGAGCUUCGUUUACAUGGAAACAAGAAUCUUCAAAAUAUUAAAGGGAUUCAACUGAGCAUAGAAGUACUGAGUGUAGAAUACUGCACAUCCUUGAAAGAUUUAGAUCUCACACUUCUUCCUUCAUGGACAAAGGAACGUCAUCUUUUAAAGGAGCUUCAUUUACAUGGAAACAAGAAUCUUCAAAAAAUUAAAGGGAUUCCACUGAGCAUAGAAGUACUGAGUGUAGAAUACUGCACAUCCUUGAAAGAUGUAGAUGUUACUCUUCCUCCUGCAUGCACCCAAGAAUGUUGCAUUUUGAGUACACUUUUCUUUGAUGCUUGUGGGAUGAAUCUUCAUGAAAUACACGGGAUUCCGUCGAUCAUUAGAACUUGUUCUGCCAGAGGCUGUCAAUACUCGACAUCUGUGCCCACAGGCAUGUUACUGAAUAAGGAAUUGCAUGAGGUCAGUGGAUUCAAAUUGCUCAGAAGAAGGAUUCUAGAGUGGUUCGAGCAUAGUACAAACGAAUCGUCAAUUUCUUUCUCAUUUCGUACCAAGUUCCCUGUGAUAUCUUUCUGUGUUGUUGCUAGACCCAACACAUAUUUAAACCUUGGACCCAUAUUUAUUUUCGAUGGUAUGAAACGUUUGUUACUAAGGGAGUUCCAUUUUGACCAAGUAGGUGCUCAUGUGGUUUUGGACCAAAUAAGUCAUCAUUUGGUUAUUUUUUAGAUUUAAAGGUGGAAGGAAUUCUUUAGGAAAAUGAAUGGAAUCCUGUGGUUAUGUACUCACACGGUGUGUUUAUCAAACAAAUCGGAAUCCAUGUAUCAAAAUAAGGAAGCAACGUGGAUGAUAUCCGAUUUAACAAUCUGCUGCUGUAGAAAGAAGACUAUGCACUGGUGGGUGAAGGACAUUUUCAUAUACCUCACGGCUACUUAUUUGAUUUAAAAAUUGAUAUUAAGAUUGACUCAAACUCUACAUAUGAUAUGAUAGAUUGCUAAACUUACAAUUAACAGAAACUGCAAGAGUUGUGUGUCAUGAAUAAGGAUUCCUGAAUGUUUUGAGCACUGUGGCAA
This is a messenger RNA of Glycine soja, 3555 nucleotides long. RefSeq names its product TMV resistance protein N-like. Gene Ontology annotation, molecular function: ADP binding. Lineage: Eukaryota; Viridiplantae; Streptophyta; Magnoliopsida; Fabales; Fabaceae. Gene Ontology annotation, biological process: signal transduction; defense response. The coding region runs from base 128 to 3211 and encodes 1027 amino acids. The record is from RefSeq and is a predicted model, not a curated record. The transcript is spliced from 7 exons.